AUGCAAUCACUUGAAAAAUCUCACGCCCCUGAAGGCAUCGGCUCUAAAGCCUUGGACGCUGAAGUCUUUACUUCAAAAGACAAUCGUGCAGUCAGCGAGGCAGCCCCGGCCGAUCCUGAAAUCUCUUUAAUCAAGGUUGUUUCCGCCAACCAAUUUGCCACGAUCAUUCCGGACAGCGGCCUACCAAACUACCAAAAUCCGUUCGUCAGGUUGACUGGCGUGACACCAAAGCUUGGGAACGUGUUGUUGAAUCUCUUUGAAAGCCGGAGCUAUCCUGCUCGUAUCACCUUCCGUGGAAAGAAUGGUAUCAUCGAGCUGAAAAUGCCUACCACUUUUCACGGAGGUGUUAUCGAAUGGAUCAUCGAGCAAACCUUCAAAUGGAGACUCAGUAGCCAACUCACCGAUGCUGAAAGCCAGGACCUCUGCCGGGGCGGAAACCCCACAAUCACAAUGACCCAUGGAAAUUACACUGACGAUAGGAAAGUGCCAGAUUUCACUAUGCAGCCACGCGCCCAGCUCCCCGAUAUUAUUCCAACAGUUUCGAUGGAGGUUGGGUGGGCACAGUCAUACGCAAGUCUCCAGGAUAAUGCUGUGCUGCUUCUGGAAGGCGGCGGACCGAUCGCUCAGCGAUGUAUCCUAGUGCAUUUCACAAAAGGCCGUAAUAUGGUCCAGUGCGAACUGGAGAUGUGGGGCAAAAAUGGCGCUGGCCGUGCUCUCUGCAUCGACACAUGGGACAUUUUUCCAGCGCCAGCCCCCAACACUCCCCAAGCAGCGAAGCCAGAUCCUUUCCUCCUUCGCAGCGAGAUAUUUGGACAGUAUGUUCAUCCGGGGCAAAACCCGACCGAUCAGCUUCCAUUGAACUUGGACCGACUGCGCAUUAUAUCAACUGCGUAUAUUCUUGCCCAGGGACUCGUACCACGGAGUUGA
This is a messenger RNA of Penicillium taxi, 927 nucleotides long. RefSeq lists its product as uncharacterized. The record is from RefSeq and is a predicted model, not a curated record. NCBI's taxonomy places the organism in Eukaryota, Fungi, Ascomycota, Eurotiomycetes, Eurotiales, Aspergillaceae. Bases 1 to 927 code for a protein of 308 amino acids. The transcript has a single exon.